Messenger RNA from Branchiostoma belcheri (Belcher's lancelet), 1667 nucleotides. RefSeq names its product transmembrane protein 237A-like. The coding region runs from base 1 to 1650 and encodes 549 amino acids. Gene Ontology annotation, biological process: cilium assembly. NCBI's taxonomy places the organism in Eukaryota, Metazoa, Chordata, Leptocardii, Amphioxiformes, Branchiostomatidae. The transcript has 18 exons. The record is from RefSeq and is a predicted model, not a curated record. Gene Ontology annotation, cellular component: ciliary transition zone.
AUGGCCGCCCAUCAGGGACUCCCUCCAAGAAACCUUCCUCCUCUCCCCGGACCGAGCACAAUCACUGAAGGACCAGAUCUGUUGGCAACCACCUCCAAGAAAAAGAAAAGAUUGUCAGCAGGAAUAACCGGCAGUGACUCCCAGCUGUCCUCCUCUGCCCUGGCCUCUCGAGGUGGAGUAGACGGGGUGGAGGACGGGGCGUCGGCGAACGGGAGCGUCGACAACGUGUGGGAGCCUCAGCAGGACAGACAAGAGAGGAAGGCCAGGCAGAGGAAGAAGAGACAGUCCAGGAAUGUGGAGGAGGAAGGUGCUGGCACUGACCUGUCAGAAAAGAGCAAGAGACAAAGCAAAGCCGUCACAAAGUCUCCACGUGUGCGAAGGUCAGUGAGUGAGGAGGGGAUCGAUGAAAUACCAGAUUCUGGCAAGAAGCGCAGGAAACCCAAACCCAGACCUGAGGCAGAGGGGGAAGGUAGUGGAGAGGGGGAGGGGGAGGGAGGUGAGAAGGCCCGACCCCCACGCCCCCAGCCUGGGAAGAAGAAAAAGAAGAAAAAUGCCAGAACUGCCUUGAAUUCAGCUGACGAGGCCUAUCAAGCAGAUGGGGAGGUUUCUGUAGACUUCAUGGUGGCAGAUGAGGACAUCAUUGUCGGUGACAAGACAACAGACGUGCAGAAACCCCACAAGGUGUCCUCCAUGACCAGCACACCUGUAGGGCCACUCUUUGUGGAAACCAAAAGUGGUUUCCGGGUGGAGCAGCGGAGACGGUUGUCACGGUUACAGGAGACAGAUGAGGAGUAUGCAGAACAGGACAAGGCUGACAGGACUACAGGAGAACUGGCACUGUCGACUCAUCGUGGGUUUAAGAAGUUUGCGCUGUUCUGCCACGGGCUGCUGGCAGGCUACUCGCUAUGGCAAUUAAAUAAACAAAUACAUUCCACCCAUCGCGGGUUUAAGAAGUUUGCGCUGUUCUGCCACGGGCUGCUGGCCGGCUAUUCGCUGUGGCACUGCAUCGUGGUGUUCCUGCUGACGGAGAAGGGUGACCUGAACUUCCUGCAGCAGUACAGUCGGCUGGCCCAGCCUGCACAGUCGCUGUUCUACCUCCUGCUGGCCAUCUGUACUGUCUCUGUGUUUGACAGAUGUCAGGACAGAAGACUUAACUUCCUGCAGCAGUACAGCCGGCUGGCCCAGCCUGCACAGUCGCUGUUCUACCUGCUGCUGGCUAUCUGUACUGUCUCUGUGUUUGACAGCUAUGACGUGGCCCGUCCCAACCGCAGAUUCUUCCGCAGUCUUCUCACCCCACAGUCUGGAGCCAUCUCAAUUCUUGUGUACCUGAUCUCCAUCAUCUUCAGUGUGAGCAUCGCCAGUAUAGAUGACAGAAUCGGUCUGUUUGUGGAGCCUGCCCCCACCGUCCUGCCUUCUGAUGUCAGCACUGUCACCGUGGCAACUACCAAUCAGGACCUCUGGACGGACUCGGAUGCAGCCAACAGACUGUACAUCUGGAGGAUCAUUAACACCAUGAGAGUGGGAGGGGCGAUCCUGGGCUGGCUCAUCGUGGCUCUCAACCCUACAGUAGACCACACCUCAGAGCAUCUUUAUGAUCCUGAGGACUCCCUUGUUGCAACUGAGAUGGUCCCCAGGAAUCCUGUCGCCUAGCAAAGCUGAACGGAAUU